UGUUAAGUCAGAUGAGUGAAAAUGAGGUUAUUAAUCUUUCUCUGCACUGUUAUUGGGAUUUUUGCUAAUCAGGAAGAAAAAGUUGAAAAGAAUUGUAUCGCAGAACCCGCAGAAGGACAAUGCACUGGAAAUGACGCAUCCUAUUUCUUUUUUCCUGAUGAAAAUAAGUGUUUCAAAGGAUGUGGACAAAAUGGUAACAGUUAUGCUACCCACGAAGAAUGUAUACAGGCUUGUAAAAAGAAAAGAACAGAUUGUCCUGAAAAUUCAUUCUUUUACGAAUGUGGAUCUCCUUGUGAAAAGACCUGUGAAAAUUAUGAUGCAGAUAAUGUAACUUGCCCUCCAGCGAAAUGUAUCGUGAAAUGCAUCUGUAUGACUGGAUAUGUAAAAACUAAAGAAGGAAAAUGUGUAUUGACCCGUGACUGUCCAGACAAUUAAAAGGAUAAGAGCACAUCAAUGUAGCUCUAGUGAUCUGUUAAUAAUAAAAACUUGA
Parasteatoda tepidariorum (common house spider) is the source of this 490-nucleotide messenger RNA. NCBI's taxonomy places the organism in Eukaryota, Metazoa, Arthropoda, Arachnida, Araneae, Theridiidae. The record is from RefSeq and is a predicted model, not a curated record.